Messenger RNA from Bacillus rossius redtenbacheri, 5239 nucleotides. RefSeq names its product probable cytochrome P450 CYP44. Gene Ontology annotation, molecular function: oxidoreductase activity, acting on paired donors, with incorporation or reduction of molecular oxygen; protein dimerization activity; iron ion binding. The record is from RefSeq and is a predicted model, not a curated record. The coding region runs from base 192 to 3272 and encodes 1026 amino acids. NCBI's taxonomy places the organism in Eukaryota, Metazoa, Arthropoda, Insecta, Phasmatodea, Bacillidae. The transcript is spliced from 10 exons.
GAAAAAUAAAACGUCUUAUUUGUUUAUUUUUUUCGUUAUGUGUUUUGAGUAGUUAUCAGGAGAUUUGCUGCGGUGAUUACCAGCUUAGUAUGUAUUUCAGUAAUGAUCGAUCUGCAUGUAUUUUUACUUAAAGAAAAAGCAUUAAACGUGAUUAUUUGUUUUGUGGCAGGUGACUGGAAAUUCUAAGAAACAUGAAAGUUCUUUGGGAAGCAAUUAUGUGUGCAAAGAAGCAAACUCAAGUUGUUGCAAGAAGGUAUUCUGGAUUCAUGGUGGAGUCGAGUGCCUCAGAGCCUUGCAUUGUAUGGGACAAAGCAAAACCAUUUUCAAACAUCCCAGGCCCCCUGAGACUGCCUCUCUGGGGUAACUUGUACUUGUAUAAAUUUGGCUACUACAGAGUGAGUCAGUACCACAAGGUGCUAGAAGACCUCCGGAGGAAAUACGGGCCGCUGGUGAGACAAGACCUGGGCUCCAGCACAGUCAUCCACGUGUUUGACCCGGCAGAUAUCAAGAUAGUGUAUGGGAAUGAAGGGCGACUCCCAUAUGUGGCUCCGCUGCAGGAGACAACCCAACUGUACAGGCAGCAGCGAGACAUGUCUCUUGGUCUAGGCAAUAUGAAUGGCAAUGAAUGGUUGAAGCUGCGUAGUGCAGUCCGCCAAAUGAUGCUUCGCCCUAAAGAAGUGAGCUAUUACUUACCAUGGGUGAAUGAUGUUGCAGCCACCCUUGUUCAAAGAAUUGAUGCCAAAAGAAAUAAAGAAGGUAUCGUUGAAAGUCUUCGUGAUGAAGUUGGAAAAUGGUCCCAAGAAUCAUCUGGAAUGAUAUGUUUCGAAAGAAGACUUGGCUGCUUUGAUGGUGGACAAUCGGAAGAUUGUGCUUCUCAAAUGAUAGAUGCAAACAAGACUAUAUUUAAACUGUCUGGCUUGUUAAAGUUUUCACUUCCCAUCUACAAGUACGUUUCAACCCCGAAAUGGAGACAGUUAAUUGAAGCAGAGGAUUUCUUUUAUAGAACUGCUCUUGGGUACAUAAACACUACAAUUGAUAAGCUCAAAGAUCCAAAUAGCUAUGGCAAAUACAAUUUCAUGUCUUACCUCUUGUCGAGGAAAGAACUAACACCAAAAGAUGUCAUCAUCAUUACUUUCUCUCUGUUUGCUGAUGGACUUUCUACGACUGUCCCAGCUCUGUUGUUCAUUUUGUACUGCCUGGCAACCAACCCUGAGGUGCAGAGCAGACUGCACGAAGAAAUAACUACAGUGACGACAGCAGGGCAGCUUGUGUCCUCAGAAUGUCUAAAUAAUCUGAUGUAUCUGAAAGCUGUGGUAAAGGAGACUCUCAGGUUGUAUCCAAUUGGAACUGAAGUUUCUCGCAUUAUUCAAAAGAAUCUGGUGUUGUCAGGUUAUCAGGUUCCAUCUGGGACAAACGUGCAUCUGAAUGCAAAUGUGAAUUUCCUGUCUGAAGAAUUCUUUGAAAGGCCAAUUGAAUUUCGGCCUGAACGUUGGUUGAGAAGCCAAGAAUCGCAGAAAAUUCUGCCACAUUUGCAUACACCAUUUGGACAUGGAACACGCACGUGUGCAGGCACUACAACAACACUUCAGAACCAUUUGGAGGCAAAACAUGCUGUGUUGUACAAGGAACUAAUGAAAGACAAAGAAAAAAUUCAUGAGCUUGAAGGAACUUGUGCAAAAAAAAAACCAGUGCUGCAGCCUACUUUAACUGAAAUGUUCAGAAGUACGCAGAAGAUGUCACCAUCCGACCCUAAAGCACAGAGCAUAACCAAACAAAUUGCCAAAAUGGUGGCAACAGAACUUUUGCCGUAUGAGUUUGUAGAAGGGUGUGGAUUUAAAGAGUUAAUGGGUCACAAAAAUGUUGCACCUACAUACACAGUACCAUGUAGAACUACAUUUUCUGAACAUUAUAUUCCAGCUCUUUAUGAGGAAACAAAACACUCUCUCAAGAAAAUGCUUGUACAAGAUUUACCAACAAUAUCAUCCAUUGCAUUUACAUCUGAUGGCUGGACUUCUCGCUCAACUGACAGUUACAUUAGCCUUACCUGUCAUUAUCUCCGACCUGACUUCACGUCUGUGUCAUUUGCAAUGAGUAACACUGUUGUAAAUGAAUCCCACACAAGUGUUCAGGUGGCUACUACCAUAAAAAAUGUUCUUAUUGACUGGGAAAUUGAUCCAGCAGUGACAUCUAUCCCAUUAUUCUGCAUCACUGAUAAUGCCCAUAAUUUCAGACAGGCUUCUGUGUCAUUAUUUAAAGAUGGUUCCAGAUCAUGUUUUGCUCACACCCUUCAAAUUGCAAUUGAAAACAGUAAGAAUGAUUGCCCGGGUACAACCACACUUCUUAGUAAGGCCAGGAGUAUAGUUGGUCAUUACCGAAGAAGCACUCGUGCUAGGAAAAGACUUCACACAUUCCAGGAACAGUUGAACAUGCCAAAACUAGAAGUAAUUCAACAUAUUGAUACACGUUGGUGUUCAGAGUACCAAAUGCUCAAGAGACUGCUGGAAAUGAAACCUGCUCUUGUAGCCGACCACGUGAACUCUGGCGAUACAGACAUGCUGACCGCCUUGGAAUGGAAACAUGCUGAAAACUUUGUUCAAGUUUUACAACCACUUGCAGAAGCCACAGAAGAAAUGAGUGGAAACACUUAUCCAACAUUGUCCAUGAUCAUUCCAGUACUUCACUGUCUUCUUUGUAACCUUGAAUCACACAUCACUGCCAAAAAAGAUGGCAUGACACUUGCAAGAGCAUUGCAUAAAAAUCUAAAGUCAAGAUUUCCGAACUACAUGCAAGAACCCCUACAGCGUGCUGCAAUGUUGGUUGAUCCAAGAUUUAAAGGAGUGCUUCUAUCUACAAUUGAAUCGGAAGCCAUUCUUUUGUCAGAGAUAAAAAGUUUAAAAACUGAUUCCAAUCCUGUACAAGAGGCUAAAUCUAGCAUUCCAAACUCUGCACCAACAUCUUCUCUAUGGGCUGUCUUCGAUAGUAUUCCAAUGCAAGAAAAUAAAGAUUAUGAUGAAGGAGAAGAAGAAGUGCGGAGGUACCUAAAAGAACCUCGUAUCAACAGACAUGACAAUCCAUUAAAUUGGUGGAAAAAUGAAGGUACAAAGUACCGAUAUUUAUCCAAAGUAGCUCUGAAGUAUCUGGGGGUUCCUUCCACACAAGUAAAUUCAGAGCGUCUCUUUUCAGCAGCUGGAAAUGUUGUUUCAGCACGAAGAGAAAACUUGCUACCUCAGCAUGUCGAGCAAUUGGUGUUUUUACAUGCCAACUUGAAAUAAAAGCUAACCUGUUGACCGGAUAUAAGAGCCUAGUGUGUAAAUCUUUCAAUGGUGUUUUGUGUGUGUAUAGUAUUAGUCAUUUUUAAAUAUUUGUAGAACAUACUUCGUUUUGUUUGUUCUCCAAUUGAACAUGGGGGUUAAAUAAUUUUUCCCAGUGUUAUAAAAAUUUAUUAAACUUAAAACAAUGAAAACUUUUUGAUGAUUGAAAAGAACAGUGAUUAAUUUAAGAUGUGCAAUUGUGUACAUGUACAUGUUUUUAUGUAGAGAUUUUUCAAAAUGAAUUACAUGCUUCAUGUUUGUAAAUAGAACUUAAAUUAAAGCUGGAAUUUUAUUUAAUGUAGAGCAUUUUUACACUCUGUAUUAAUGGGGGUUGAAAGUUGAUAUUAAAAAUAAAAACUUUUUUUUUUUAUGGUUUUGAAAAGCAACUAUUCGCAUUCGAUUCGAAUUCGCACAAAUAGUUAUUAUUCGCUUCGCAAUUCGCUUCGCAAUGAAAAUUUGACAUUCGCACAUAUCUAGUACACAAUCUGAAAAUAAUAACGUAACUUAUAAUCUGAUGCAGAAAUCAUAUAGCCAGGUUAUCUGAGAGAAAAAAUAACAUUUUCAUUAUUUUAAGAGGAAGAUAUAGCAUUAGUAUAUACAAAGGACUAUGUUUGUUAAAUUAUGCAUUUUUAUAUUAUUUGAAGAGGAAGCUAGUGUUGGUGAAGGAAAUGUCUUAUCUGUGUAAUGCUAUAGUAGCACUAGUUGGUGUUCAUGGCUGUGCAGUUGUCUAUGGCAUGCGUUGGCAUUUAUGCAUAGCAACAGAGAAAGCAAUCAAAAUGUGUUGGAGUUGAAACUUGUAAUGACAGAGUUGUUAGUAAUGAAGGUUAUUUAGUUACGUAUGAUCUACACAGGGCGUCGGUUUGCUGAGCAAGACUUGUACGUGGUUUUGUGUCACAUUAUCCGGCAGUUCCGGCUGGAGUACAGAGCCACAGAACCUCUCCAGCAGGUCUACAACACGCUGCUGUUUCCCGACAGACCUCUGCAAGUGCAAUUCAAACCCAGAAUGUAGUUAAGUAUUCCUCUCUAAUGAUGUUUUUUUCCUUGAAGUAUAGCACCUAAGUUCAGUUAUAUAUCAGAUAUGUUUUUAAGUUGUUACAUUUAUCUCUUAAUUGAACUUUUCUUAUAUGUAUCUAAACACAGUAUGCAUUUGGAUGAAAAAAUCUUCUUGAAUUUUCGCUUGUUUAGGGAUUUUUAAAAUACAGGAUGUCCAUAAAAUAAUUUCUCAGUUCCUAUGUUAUAUUAUAAAACUUUAAAUUUAGACUAUUUACAACAAAUCAUACAUCAAAACUAACCUAGUUUUUCUUACAAAUGUUCAAAACAGAUUCAAAGCGAUUUGUACCAAUGUUCAACUGGCGAUAUUUACAUGUGUAUUAUUGUAAUUUUAAUAUUUUACGUUACAUAUUCCUUUAUUUACCAAUGCUGAGAUAUUGAGAUUGUUCUAAAAAAUUUGGGAUGAUGCAAUAGUAUGAAAACAGCAAACUACAGAUGCUAAGUUGGAAGUUACCAAUGUUUGGAAAAGAAAGGGGGAAAGUCCCCUCAUAUUUGUUUGUAGAGUAUUUUUAGUGUUGUAACUUGUGCCCUCAUUGGUCAAAGUUUUAAAGUUGUUUUAGUAUUGGCCGACGGCAUCCACACUUCUUUUUUUAUGGACGUAAUUGCUCGGUCACUUGCUGUUCAACCUUUCAUCAGAUGUUUUGAACGAGAUUUCUUUUUUGCAACCACUGUCAGCAGCAUAGGCCUUCAGCGGGCCUUCGUCUUCGCCUGACAACAAUGAAUGGCAUUUUCGAUUUAUACUUCAAAGACAACCGCAAGAUAUAAUUGUUUUUGUUUUGUUUUAAAGUAAUGUUAUAUUGGAUAUUUUUUAUGGAAUUGUGACAUAAGGAAGUCAUUGUGCAAUUUUGGUUAAAGGAAGAAUAAAUCAAGAAAUCUUU